Messenger RNA from Notothenia coriiceps (black rockcod), 932 nucleotides. It is a transcript of the gene tmem126a, whose product is annotated as transmembrane protein 126A. Bases 165 to 782 code for a protein of 205 amino acids. The record is from RefSeq and is a predicted model, not a curated record. Lineage: Eukaryota; Metazoa; Chordata; Actinopteri; Perciformes; Nototheniidae. Gene Ontology annotation, cellular component: mitochondrion. Gene Ontology annotation, biological process: mitochondrial respiratory chain complex I assembly. The transcript has a single exon.
CGAUCCUUCGCUUUGAAUUGUGGGAAAGAAAUGUCUGCGCCCUGUGUUCAUACUGAGGAACACCUUACCUAAAUGUAUUUACUGACUUUUUGAAAUUGUAAACGAAGACCUCUUAAUAAGGCCAAGUGUAGAUAGGUGUUUUGGUUAAAAACAUUAAUCUGAAGAUGUCGGAAAAUACGCAGAAGGACAGGGUCUCUGGAAAUGCCCUCACCGGAGCUAUUAUUUCUGAAAUGCUGGGGAAGAACUUCGAGAGACUGCCUGACUUUGAUAAGAAACUCUUCCUCUACGGACCCUUGUAUCUGGCGGGGAACGGGGCUCUUGCAGGAUUGAUAUCCAACAGCUUGUAUCGCAGAGGCCUGAAUGUCACGCAGGCGGCCAUCUCCUCCAGCCUGCCGCUGGCUGUGAUGCCCUUCCUGACAACAUUUGCCCUUUACAACGGUGCAGUGUCCGGCCCCCUGCUGUCCGGGGAUCUCAACUGUCCCACCUGUGCCCUGAUCCGGGGUGCACUUGUUGGCGUGUUCGGUGGUGGCCUGUACCCUAUCCUCCUGGCUCUACCUGUGAACUUUGGGCUUGCAUCCAGGUACAAUACAGCACCGAUGCCAGAGAAGGGCAACAUGUUCCGGUACUGGAUGGACCUCUCCAAACCGGUCCUGAGGAAAAUGAGAGCGGUGAUUCUGCUCCAGGCGGUCUUUGGCACUUACCUGGCCUCCAGGCACUUUGACACGUACACCAAACUGGCGGAGUUAACAUUUGACCCAAAGGAAGAAGAACUCAAAGACUAACAUGUACUAAACCCAAAAAUUAAAUUUGUUUUAAGUCAUUCUCAACGCCCCUUGGUUGGUAUAUCAUGUGCUUAUCAAAUUAAUCAUCUCAAGUGGAAUGUACCUGAGAUAUUUUUCCACCACAAAUUAAAUGAUGUUUCUUUUAUAAAA